AUGGACAGGAACCACAUGGAACCGCAUGCUGCGUCCCGUAAGAGAUUGUGUGAGAUGCUGGAGGCCCAUGACUUGUGUGAUGUCUGGAGGAACUUCCAUGGAGGGCAGAGACAGGACAUAGCCAGAUCUCUCAAAGCUCUGGAGACUGAAAUAGUGGCGCUCCAGGGUUUAGCAGAGGCCACAGGAAAUCGGGGGCAUAUUGAAGCUCUGAAAACAAAAAAGACGGCAUUGACUGACCUUUUAGGCAUAACAGCACAGGGGGCGCUGGUCCGCUCACGUUUCCAGCGCGUGUCGGAAAUGGAUGCUCCUUCAAAGUUCUUCUUCGGUCUCGAGCGCAGAAAUGGACAGAAAAGGUUUAUGCAUGCUGUGCGUACAGAAUCAGGGGAUCUCUUAUCUGAGCCUUCUGAAAUUCGGCAGCAGACAAUCAGCUUUUUCUCAAAGCUGUACGAGAGCGAGUGGGCAGAGGCACGAGAGGUGGAGGAGGGAUUCUUCCGUGACCUCAGCCAGCUCACGCGAGAGUCUGCUGCAGUGCUGGAUGCAGAUAUCUCUCUGGGAGAGCUGUAUGAGGCUCUCCAGGGCAUGGAGAAUGGUCGGGCGCCAGGUAUUGAUGGUCUCCCUGUUGAAUUUUACAAAGCGUUUUGGUCAGUGUUGGGGCAGGAUGUGCUGGAUGUCCUCCAGAACAGCAUAAGGGAAGGGAAGCUUCCGCUGAGCUGUCGGAGGGCCGUUCUAACCCUGCUACCCAAGAAGGGGGACCUAGCUGAACUGAAGAACUGGCGCCCUGUCUCUCUGUUGUGCACUGACUGCAAGCUGCUCUCAAAAACGUUAGCCUCGAGACUGGGGAAGGUGAUGGAGCAGGUGGUUCACCUUGACCAGACGUACUGUGUGCCUGGAAGGUCAAUUUUUGACAAUGUAUAUCUAAUUCGUGAUGUUUUGGAAGUCUCCAGACUAUUGGGCUUAAAGACUGGUCUCAUUUUUUUGGAUCAGGAAAAGGCAUUUGACCGGGUUGAACACGGCUAUCUGUGGAAAGUUCUGGAGAACUUUGGUUUCAACCCGGGUUUUAUAGCCAUGAUCAAGGUUUUGUACAGUGACAUUGAGAGUGUACUCAAAGUUAAUGGUGGUUUAUGUGCUCCUUUUAAAGUGCACAGAGGUAUUAGGCAGGGCUGUGCUCUGUCUGGCAUGCUGUACUCUCUAGCUAUUGAACCUCUGUUGUGCAAACUGAGAGACUGCAUCUCCGGUUUGUUUAUACCUGGCUGUUCUACUCCACUGUGUGUCUCAGCAUAUGCAGACGACCUUGUUGUGAUAGCAAGUACCCAGACUGAUGUGGAUGUUUUAGCUGGAAUUUUAAAUGAUUUUAGGGUUUUAUCGUCUGCAAAAGUAAACUGGACCAAGAGUGAAGCAGUUUUAGUUGGUGACUGGGAUGGUGGGGAACCCGCGCUUCCAGAUGGGUUGAUGUGGAGAAGGGGUGGUUUUAAAUAUCUGGGGGUGUAUCUGGGGGACAGUAUCUGUAGUGCACAGAACUGGGAUGGCAUGGUUGAAAAGAUUAAAGGACGCCUCAGUAAGUGGAAAUGGUUAGUCCCCCAGAUGUCCUAUCGGGGAAGGGUGCUUGUUAUCAACAACCUCGCUGCAUCAUCGCUCUGGCAUAAACUGGCCUGCGUGGACCCCCCACCGAAUCUGCUGGCAAACCUGCAAGCCGUGCUAGUGGACUUCUUCUGGGAUCGACUGCACUGGAUUCCGCAGGGAGUUCUACAUCUGCCAAAAGAGGAAGGGGGGCAAGGACUCGUCCACUUGGCUAGCAGGGCCGCUGCCUUCCGAAUCCAGUUCAUCCAGAGACUUCUUGCUGGUCCCAGUGAGCUGGUUUGGAGGGCGGCUGGCUCCGCUUUGCACUGGCUGUUGGAAGAGCCUCUUUUCAACGGCACACGACUGGACUUGGAGGGCACGAUCACCCCUGCACUGACUAGAGUCUUGUUGUCAUCGGGAGUCACAACCCUCCGCCGGCUGGUGGACGUCGCCGGACCAGAUCUCACUCGGGUGGAGGACGUGGCUGCGAGGCUGGGGAUGAGAUCUCUGCGAGUUGUGGCUCAGCUGCUCGAGGGCUGGAGGACAGCUCUCUCUCCUGAAGAACGUGAGCAGGUGAGGGACUACAGUGCAGGGGUGGUCAGUCCUACAGAGCAUGACCCAUUCCCGGACAUCACUAUCACGCCGGACCUACAGGACUGUGAAGGCCCCCUUCUGGAGUGUGAGGGGGAGUCUAGAAUGAACUUGGGGACAGUGUCUGCCGACACGCCCAUAGAGGAGUUCACGCCCACUCCUGCGUUUCCCGCCCUGCAGUACCUGGAGUCGGUGGAUGAGGGGGGCGUGGCCUGGCAGGCGGGGCUUCGGACAGGAGACUUUCUCAUCGAGGUGAAUCAGGAGAACGUGGUGAAAGUGGGCCACAGGCAGGUGGUGAAUAUGAUCCGGCAGGGAGGAAACCGGCUGGUCAUUAAAGUAGUGAGAGUCACCAGGAACCUGGACCAUGACGACACCGCCAGGAAAAAAGCUCCGCCUCCUCCAAAACGAGCCCCGACCACCGCCCUGUCCAUGCGCUCCAAAUCCAUGACGUCUGAGCUGGAGGAGUUAGUGGAUAAAGCCACCUUGAGGAAAAAGAAAGAUUCUCAGUCUUCUAAUGUUGAGGGUCUGAAGAAGAGGAUUGUAUUUCAAGUCACACUAAAUAAAGUGGACGAAGUAGCACCGGCCCAGAAGGCCGGGAGGGACAACACCUCAGUGGACAUGAGGGUGGCCACCAUAAAGCCCCGGCCGUCCAGUCGCUGCAUAGCAACUCCCACAGAUUUCAAUUCCAUGUACGAGCGGCAGGGUGUAGCUGUCGUCCCACCCACUGUUCCUGGCGGCCCCCAGGGGGCGUACCUGGGAGUACCGAAGGGCACAAUGAGGAGACAGAAGUCCAUCGGAAUUACGGAAGAAGAGAAGCAGUUCCUGACCCCUCCAUUGCUGAAGUUCACUCGGAGCCUCUCUAUGCCUGACACAUCGGAAGACAUCCCGCCUCCACCAGGUGUCUCCCCUCCAUCGCCGCCUUUCAACCCCAGCGCCCCUGUCGGACAAGGCUACGGCCCCGGCCGCUGCCAGCCUGGCUUCGGCCAGCCUUCAGCAGGUAGAGGGUUUGGCAACGCCGGCACAGGCACCAUCCGUAGAGACCGGGUCGGGUUCCAGCGUCAGAACUCAGAUCAAUACGACCCUCAGAACUCUCAACAGAAUGCCCGCAAUCUGAAUAGGGCUUCCGUGCCUGAGAACCCAUACUCAGAGGUUGGCAACAAGGCGCUUUAUGUCCCAGCUAAACCGGCUAGGCGGAAGGGCAUGUUGGUCAAGCAGCCGAAUGUGGAGGACAGUCCAGAAAAAACCUGCUCCAUCCCCAUCCCCACCAUCAUUGUCAAAGAGCCGUCCACCAGCAGCAGUGGCAAAAGCAGCCAAGGUAGCAGCAUGGAGAUUGAGACAAGCACCCCUGAGCACUCAGGUGGCCAGCUGCGACCUGAAGACGGCCUCAGUAUCAGCAACCCAUUUGCGGCUGCUAUUGCUGGGGCGGUUCGUGACCGGGAGAAGCGGCUGGAGGCUCGUAGGAAUUCACCAGCCUUUCUGUCCACAGAUUUAGGAGAUGAAGAUUUGCCCACUCCUGUCCCUCGCUUGCGGCAGUCAAAGUCCAUAGACGAGGGCAUGUUUGGAAACGAUGAGGGACUGCGGACAUUUAUGGCACCACCAGCUUCACUGCUGAAUGCAGCACAAGGAAGUGGAAGUGAUAGUGGCAAUAGUGGAGGUAGUGGCAGUGGUGGAAACGUGACGGACUUUAACACCCCUGAACCCACAAUUGUGCGUGAACCUCUUAACACACGUACAAGGAACUGCCCUGAUCUAGACAGUCCUGUCAGCCUCCCAGCAUCGGUGAAGACCUACAGCUCCAAUGGUGGAGGCUACCUACAUCCGGUCACAGGUAAGGCUCUGGACCCCAGUUCCCCUCUAGCCCUGGCCUUAGCUGCCCGGGACAGAGCAAUGAAAGAGCAAGUGCAGCCUCCUCCACCUCCACCAAAGGGGGAGUCCCACAAACCAGACCUCAACCAGCCCCUCUUCAUCGACACCAAGCUCCGCUCAGGCAUCGAGGCCAACCUGGCCCGGUCUGCGGGUCGAGGUGGUCUGCGAAGACAGAUGACGGAGUCUAAAUAUGAAGCAGAUGGCACAAAAGACGACAAGCAGGCAGAGGAGAAGAAGAACAUGCUGAUUGACAUUGUGGACACAUCACAGCAGAAGUCAGCAGGGCUGCUGAUGGUCCACACAGUAGACGGUGUAAAGCCCAAAGAAAAUAGCACAAGUGACGGAGGGAAGCAGGAGGGGGCACCACGACAAGACAGUGUACCCACAGAACCGAGAGAUUCAGGUACCAAACCCACAGUGCCCAAUUCUCAGCCUGCUCCACACCGAACAAAAAGCAUCACAGUAGGUGGCUCGAUGGAUGAACCCAUCAAACUGCCUUUCCGCAUCCCCCCUCCACCUUUGGCCUCGGUGGAUAUUGAUGAGGAAUUUGUGUUUGCCGAACCUUUACCUCCUCCCUUGGAGUUUGCAAACAGCAUUGACAUCCCUGAGGACCAGUUAGCAGAGAUUCUGAAGCAGAGGAAAAACAGUAUCCCAGGAGGACCCUUGCCUCCAUACCAUCCUCAUGCACCUCCGCAAAUCAGUGCAGAACAUAAGCGUCCAAUUGGGAUUUCAAACUGCAUGCCCCCUCCUAGUUACCCCCCGCCACCUCCUGAGAGCUUUGAGCCAGUCACGGACUCUGGAAUCGAAGAAGUGGACAGCAGAAGUAGCGGAGACCCCCACCUAGAGACCACUAGCACCAUCUCAACCGUGUCCAGCAUUUCAACACUGUCGUCAGAAGGUGGUGAAGCACUGGACACUUGCACAGUCUAUGCAGACGGUCAGGCAUUCCUGGUGGAUCGGCCUCCAGUGCCGCCCAAGCCAAAAAUGAAGCCCAUCAUCAACAAAAGCAAUGCACUUUACAGGGAUCCCUUGAUCGAGGAAAGUCCCGAAUCCUUCAGUCAACCUCCACCUGCCCCACCUCCGCCUCCAGAUGGUGCUGCCCAGUCAGAACUGCCCAAAACACCCACUCAGAGAAGCUCCAAACUUUGGGGAGACCCUCCCGAGCUCCGGAGCCCACCCUCAUCAAAUCCGGAUCCUAAGGCCAAUGUGAUCAGUGAGCUGAGCUCCAUCCUGCAGCACAUGAACCGGGACAAAUCACCCAAACAAGGAGACUCACUUGACUCUCCAACAGGACCCAGAAGCUUUGCAACCAGGGAGGCUGCCUCAGGUACCCAGCGGACCACCACGGUGACCUUCGCCAUCCCAUCCACCCCGUCCUCCAGCCUGCCUCCGCACGUGUCCAGCCCAAUUUCAUCACCCCCCUCCGCAGGCCACGCCUCCUCCCUACCAGGCUCCUCCUCGUCCUUGCCGGGCUCCGCCUCCUCUCCCACCCUGACGGACGUGUUCGGCCUGCCCACUCCGCCCCUGGGGAGCCUGGGCUCAGGCAGCAGCCGCUCGCCGUCCCCGCUGACCCUCCUGCAGGCCGCCUCCAACAAGCCGUUCGCCAACAAACCCAUCCUGCUGUGGACGAAGCACGAUGUAGCCGACUGGCUGGAAAGCCUCAACCUGGGGGAGCACAGGGACACCUUCAUGGACAACGAGAUCGAGGGCUCCCACCUCCCCAACCUCCAGAAAGAGGACCUCAUAGACUUAGGAGUGACCCGCGUAGGCCACCGGAUGAAUAUAGAGAGGGCGCUCAAGCUGCUACUGGACAGAUAAGGGGGGGUGGGGUCACAUCAUCCGUUUUCUUUUGCGGACCAAGGCGCUUUUUUCAACUUGUGUUCAGUGGGAGAGGCGCGUUUGCUCGCGUCCUGUGCGCCCCGGGCGGCCGGCUGUCUUUUUUUGUGCCCCGAGUUGAAAAGACCUUCAACUCAAAGCGGUCGAGUAGCCUACGUCAUGAGCGCAACCAAUCAGACGAACGGGAAGGCGGGCCUUCGGUGACAGUUGUUAGACGUGGAGGAGGGGCUAGUGGUUGCGGUCACUGAGUACCCUGAACUUUUUACGAUUUUCACGGAGCGAAAUUAUCACAACAUAUCGAAACGGUAGCUGGCCAGCAAGCUAGCUGUGCUAGACGUCACAAACCAACUAGCUUCCUAGAUGCUAAAACGCAGCUGAUGCUAUUGUUGCUUGGAAACAAGGAGAAAUGGAACCAGAAGCAGAAUCGUGAAC
Colossoma macropomum (tambaqui) is the source of this 6282-nucleotide messenger RNA. Its product is annotated as SH3 and multiple ankyrin repeat domains protein 2-like. Gene Ontology annotation, molecular function: ionotropic glutamate receptor binding; synaptic receptor adaptor activity. The record is from RefSeq and is a predicted model, not a curated record. Bases 1 to 5832 code for a protein of 1943 amino acids. Lineage: Eukaryota; Metazoa; Chordata; Actinopteri; Characiformes; Serrasalmidae. Gene Ontology annotation, cellular component: postsynaptic density; dendritic spine; postsynaptic membrane. The transcript has 13 exons.